AUGGACAAGUCAACAAUACUAGGAGACCUCCCUACCCAGACUCACGAGUCAGGCCUAGCAGCAAACCCGCCCAAGCGACGGUUCGCUCCUCAGCUUCUCGAGUCGAGCAGCCGUAAAUCAUCGGACAAAAGCCCUGACAACGCUGGCAGGCCGCAAACUCGAGACCGGAUAAAACCACAGCUAAUUGAAACAACCAAAGAACAUCGUGGUGGGAAGUCGGUUAAAUUUCCUAAUCAAAUUGAAGGCAGCAGCGUACGAACUGCCACCAUCCCCGGCCCCGUCACCGCCCCGAAGAAAUUCACCCCUCAACUCAUCGAGACCGCAAAACGCUCUUUUCGACAAAGUCGACCAGGCAGCCCGUCCAACCUACCGCAGAGCCGAAAUCGGAUCCGCGUUGCAGGAUGGAGUGGCCCACUGAAUCCACGCCCGGAGCAUGAGGAGGACUCCCGGUUCUCCUAUGCAAACCUUGUCCGUCGCCAGGAGAGCAGACGGCAUUCAUUCCGAGUUCCUGACCUUCCGGCGAUACCGUCUAGCAGUAGCGACGAAUCCCUCCCUUCUCCCGUCUCCUCGUUUUCAACCUCCCCUACAUUUAUCACGGAUGGAAACUCCUCCCACCCUUCGAAUAACCCCAACGACCCAUCCCGAGAUAGUUCCCAUGAAGCCUUUAUAGACGUCGACUUUUACUCUUUGCCUGCCCGGACACGAGAAAAGCUAUUGCAAGAACGCGCCCUUGCAGCCUUUCCUAAUGAGCAGGUGUACCAAACAGUUUCCCAUUUCGCGAUUGACAGAGAGGAUGAAGAUGAUACGGCGGACGAGGAUAGUAGCGUGGAGACUACAUUGAGGAGCAUGACUCUUGACUUGGCAAGGUUUCGGCGGGAAUCCAGUGUGGAUCUAACAUGGGAACUUGAAGAGAUGAGGCGGCACAAGGAAGAGUCGGAGAUGCGAGCGAGGGAGAGGGUAUUUGCUUCCGCACCAUCGCCGUUCUCUGCUGCUGCACUGGCAGCUAAGAGAGCGAUGGAUGGCGCCAAUAUAUUUGAUGGUAUCCCUCAUGGCACUAUCCCCAGGCAAAAAGGCGCCGAUUCAGCAAACAAGCGGCGUGCUGUACGCCCUCCAAUGUUGGGCGACGAUAUCAUUUUCCCUCAAUGUGAGUCUCCACAAACCACAAGGUGUGAGACCGAUCAAGGUUCGACUUCUCAUCAACACGAAAAUGGCGAGGGGCUGGAACAACACAUGAGCCCGUUGUGGACUCCAGAGGUUCAUGUCGAUGUAUGCGAAGAACUUGGCCUCUGGAAUGGGACCUGCAAAAGGCCUAGUGAGACGGAUGCAUUGACUCCCCUCCCCUCCCCCAGAGUCACUUUGUGCAAACCGCAAUCGGGUGAGAAGAUUUGUGAAGAACCUGCAAUUCUCUCCAGCGUCUCUCGUGCCACUCUUGCCGUCCCGGAUGCCAAAUCUGUAUCCACACCACCAAGGCCCAUAGAUGAAGACGAAGAAGCGCUGGAAGAAAGUAUUCUGCAAGAAUUUGAUGAUGCUUUUGUGACACAGAUCUACAACUACCUCUCUCUGGGCUAUCCUUGUCUCGCACGCGAUUACGACGUAGAAAUCAGCUCGGUCACUGGAAUCUCCGUGGAAGAGCUUCGAAGCGACGACUACCGUGCCAAUGCAAAAGGGUAUCUCGGUGCGCCUGAAGGUUCUUCCAGCAAAGGUGAAGACGCCAGGUGCAAGCGGUGGGCGGCGUUGAAGCUGUACAUCCACGAAUGGGCCCGCAAGCAGCCCAGGUCGACGACCCCAGAAUCCGGCCUCGAGGCCUGGGGCGUGAGACCCAGGGGAAGCUGGGCAGUUUGA
Uncinocarpus reesii 1704 is the source of this 1842-nucleotide messenger RNA. RefSeq lists its product as uncharacterized. The transcript has a single exon. The record is from RefSeq and is a predicted model, not a curated record. The coding region runs from base 1 to 1842 and encodes 613 amino acids. NCBI's taxonomy places the organism in Eukaryota, Fungi, Ascomycota, Eurotiomycetes, Onygenales, Onygenaceae.